AUGACCACCACCCCACAGGGUGAUCUUCAGGCAAAGCCCCAGAGGGUCCAAGGCCUGGCUCGUGGCUCGAGCGACCUCUCCCUCACCUUCACCCGCUCACCACCCGAACCCAGUCCACCGCUCAUGCAACAGUCUGCGCACGGUUCUCCCACUGUUCUCAUCAAAUGA
This is a messenger RNA of Trichosporon asahii var. asahii CBS 2479, 168 nucleotides long. RefSeq lists its product as uncharacterized. The record is from RefSeq and is a predicted model, not a curated record. Bases 1 to 168 code for a protein of 55 amino acids. The transcript has a single exon. NCBI's taxonomy places the organism in Eukaryota, Fungi, Basidiomycota, Tremellomycetes, Trichosporonales, Trichosporonaceae.